CGCCGGACGUGUCGGUCUACAGGCGUCUCGCCGCGAGUCCUCGGCAGCCUCACGGUCGAGUCACGAGGCGGGCUCGGCUUCACCGGGCGGUGAACGUCCCGCGUCGCCCGCCACUCGCUGUCCCUGGCAGACUUCCCAAAAGGGUGGCGUGGCGUGUCACCGCAGAUUCACGUCGCGGAUUCCAAGAACCCAACUCGUCAAGUCCAGCGGUGCCGUCCAGAGAGAGAGCCUAGAGCACAGCUAGCCCCGCCAGCCAUGGCGGCCGCGGCGCGCGCGAUCAUCUGCGAGCUGGCGCCGCAGAAGGUGUCGUCGACGGCGCCGAAGAAACGUGACGCCGGGACAAAGGUGGUGCUCCAGCCCCGUCUCUGCACGCUGCGGUCGUACGGCGCCGGCAGCGGCGUUGUGACGCGGAGGAUUCUGACCGGGGAGGAGGACGGGAGCGGGGCCGCCGACUCGGGCGGGUCCUCGGCGUCACCGUUCUUCGCCUCGCUCGCCAACUACAUCGAGAGCUCCCGCAAGAGCCAGGACUUCGAGACCAUCUCCGGCCGCCUCGCCAUGGUGGCGUUCGCGGCGGCAGUGGCCGUGGAGACGACGACGGGCAGCUCGCUGUUCAAGAAGCUGGACACGAUGGAGAUCGAGGAGGCCGCGGGGGUGUGUGUGGCGGUGGUCGCCUGCGCCGCGGCGUUCGCGUGGGCGUCCAGAGCGCGCAACAGGAUCGGCCAGAUGUUCACGCUGGGGUGCAACGCCUUCGUCGACUCCCUCAUCGACAACAUCGUCGAGGCGCUCUUCUCCGAGGGCGAGCUGCAGGACUGGUCCGAUGACAUGUAAACAAAUAUGCACAUAUGUAUACGCAGAUGGAGAAUAAUAGUAUUAGUAGAUAGACUCAUAGUCAUAGACAGCACGUAUAUAGUGUCAAGUAUAUAUAGUAAGUAGAUGAAGCUGUCAAGUAUUUAUAGUAACUGGUUCAAGCUAAAGAGAAGGAAGCUCAUAGAAUCAAUACUAGAAAUUACAAGUAACCCUUUAUAAGUGAUCAUCUCCAUCAAAGUGCAGUGUCUUUUCAGUAUUCAAAUGAUGUCUAUCCGAACUUUUAAGUAUCUAUAUGUUAAGUGGUGUCA
Messenger RNA from Zea mays, 1115 nucleotides. Its product is annotated as stress enhanced protein 2, chloroplastic. The coding region runs from base 256 to 828 and encodes 190 amino acids. The record is from RefSeq and is a predicted model, not a curated record. NCBI's taxonomy places the organism in Eukaryota, Viridiplantae, Streptophyta, Magnoliopsida, Poales, Poaceae. The transcript has 2 exons. Gene Ontology annotation, biological process: cellular response to high light intensity.